Molecule: messenger RNA, 2791 nt
Organism: Suillus subaureus
Lineage: Eukaryota; Fungi; Basidiomycota; Agaricomycetes; Boletales; Suillaceae
Exons: 4
Coding region: 307-2691 (794 amino acids)
Source: RefSeq, a predicted model, not a curated record
UGAUUUCCUCGAGGUUGAUCUUAUUAGACGCUUGUCUAGGCACAUUGAGCACGUUCAAAUUUAAACCCCGCCGCGGCUGCCCCCAGACCGGCGGUAACUCUGACUUUCGUGAUGAAUCUUGAAUGGCCCCGACGGUCUGUAACAAGACCAAGAUGGAUACCUGACAGUAGUCAUUGGUCAAAACGAAGUUUGCAAAUUUGAAUCUUGAACUUUAAAUUUCAUCAAUCACCACAUAACUUGAUAAGAUAUGGUGUGUUCAGCGCCCAGCGCUCAAUUCCUACAGAAGGAUUCGUUGAGCUCUACAGAAUGACACGACGUCGCAAGAAUACCUCAAAACAACAAGCCAGAACGGAGCUUGCAGGAGAAGCUCAGCAGACGGACGACUCUCCGAGUCCAUAUGCACCUACGAUGCAAUACCAACAUUUCAUUCCACGGUUUAUCUUGCGAAGAUUUCAAGUCGGACCUGUGAAGUCCAAAACAGAACGACAAAGAGAAUUUCGACACACCGGUGUUGAUCCUGAAUACGUCCACUACUAUGAUAUUGCUACGGGUAGCCUUGACAUUCGUCCCAUUGGAAAAGUUUACGGCGUACCAAAUUUCUAUCAGGACGUCCGCAACACCCAUAAUAUCAAUGAACUAGAGGAGAAAUUAGCGGACCUCGAACGUCAUGCAGCCUCCAUCAUCAUGGACCUGCAUAAAACGCUUCCUCAGGGUACUUUCACCCUGAAGCGGAGGUCACUAGAGCUCCUGCGGAAGUUCCUGUUUAUCAUGCACUAUCGCAACCUGUCGUGCUCCGACACCUAUUUUCAAGCGGAUCACCCGGAGAACGCAACAAGCCGCCAGUGGAUUGAGUCCUUCAUGAAAGCGAAGGAUAUUCGAUCUGCUGUCGAGUUUUGGCUAUACGUCCUCAGAUACUACCUGGACACAUCGCAUUCAGACAUCAUGCGAGAUGCUGCAGAACUCGUAGAGAAGUACGGCGAAGAAGGUCUUCAAAAAAUGCUCACCGAAUCGCAUAUCCCACCUGAUCUCGAACACUUCCCAGCUUACACUUACCACACUCAUGCGAACAACUACUUCUUCAGUAUCUGGGAAGCCGCGGAAGGGGAAGAAUUUAUUGUUACACACAAUGCAUUCGGCCUGUGGGAAGGUUUGGCAGAUGGCAGCCCUGACCUGCACCGCAUAUUCGUAGUCAGCCCUCGCAUUGCUCUCAUCCUGCGCAGUGUGUUACUACGUCCAGAAUUGAAAGAGUUUGUGAAACCGCUUUCACCCAUGAGCACCUUGCUCAACGUGAAUCCAGCACCGCCAACUCCAAUUUACACCAGUGGAAAAGAUGGCAUACACAUCAACCAAGUGGAUUACCAAUCCGCGCGGUCACUUGCAUGUUACAGAUCCUCCCAGGAAGGGGGAAAUGAUAGCUUUAUGUUCAAGAUCACAAAGCUGUCCCGACCACAAACCUCGGAGUUCAACUCUGUUGUAUUAGUCAACGUGAGGAAAACAGGCUCUUUGACCUUCCUGUCAAGGGGGAGUAUGCUUCGCACCGCACGUGCGUUCCGGAGUGUGCCAGCCAAUUUCCCUGCGAGCGAGCUGCUCGUUCCGCUCAUUGCGCAGUUGACGAAUACCAUGGAGACAGAAAUGUCGGCUCUCCGCCCACCAUUACAAUCACCAGUGGCUGUCCUCGACCAGAACAUUGACGCACUUGCACUCGUUGAUGUAGUACUUUAUGUGCUUCUAAUGCAGAUUUGCAUGGGUGGCAAGCAGUUCGAAACGGCAUACGACAGGGCGCAUCUAGUCUUUAGAAUCAUGGAGAAAGCAAAGCCCACGUCGUUCGCAGACGAAAUCAACCGAGAAGUCGAGAAGGCUUUCAAGGCCUGCAAAGAUUCAGAGGAUGGGAUGUCUUUCGCAGAAGGCGUCAGUUUCGCUCCCUUACUCCCUUCGAUCUCCAGCGAGUUGUCUUCUCAACUCUUCCAAUUCAUGAUACCUUGCAUGAGCAGACUGGGCGCGGUGAUAUCUGGAGGUGGAGACAUUUUGGAAGAGCUCCAAGAUGAGGUCGCCGUAGUGAGCUUUCUUGCACGUGCAUCAAGCAGCCCAGCAGCGUGGCAUGCACUCUCGUGUACCAGCCCACAGGCCCCCGAAAUAUUAUCAAGGCUAUUCAAGAAAGGCACUCCAAUAGAUGGAUCUGUUGUGAGAUUCACGCGGUAUAUGUACCGCGAGCGGGCUUCGCCAUCAUCUUUCUCUUCCAAAUUUCACCUGGCAUAUUCGUUACGAGGACUGUGCGGGAUGGCUGGGCCAACCACCAAUGCCGUCAGUCGGAGCUACUACCAAUUAACGGCUUCUAUAAUCCAAUGUCUUGGUCGCACAAUGCUGAGGUCCCUGCCGGAACCGUACGCUUCACAGCCGCGCGAGAGGCCCAAGGCCCGGCUUAUCUGCAAGAUCCCUGAAGAACAUUCAGACUUACUUUUCUCGAAUGUGAAGAUGAUACUGCAGAAAUCGCUCCCGGGAUAUGAGCCGUCGCCAGGAGGGGAUACUCUGGACCAGACCCUCAGAAAGUGGAUAGAGGAGAUGGCUAUCGUCGGUUACCUUGCGUGGUCAGGGAAACACAGGAGAAAUUAUUUGGACUUCAUUCUGGAUGGGUUUUCGCAGGGUAUGAAUUUUAAGCUGUUUGAAGAUGAAGACGUCGCUGGGAGUACCUGAAUCAGCUUAUUCGAAUUGAUCUUCUAAAUCACUUACUGAUCGGAUACAUCAGCUGUACGUAUAUUUUGAAUAAAAUGACGACUUAUUGGGGAGAUACCAA